CUUCUGACGCUCAACGUGGUUGUUGAAAGCGUCGUCGACGUGACCGAAGUGCCGGUGGUGGUGCCACUUGAGGUUGCGCUGGUAGAGCUGGUGCCCGUCUGCGUUCUGCUCGUUGAGCUGACUGUCACGCUUGUGCUGGAGGUUGCGGAUGAACUUUGCGUAGACGAUGGCGUUGCGGUGACCGAAGUUGUGGUUGAAGUUGUGGUGCGUGAAGCAGAUGUCACUGUCGUGCCGGACGUGCUUGUGGACGACCCUGAUGAAGAUGCUGUCGAAGAGGACGUCCAUGUUUCAGUGGAUGUGAGCGUGGCCGAUGAUGAGAUGGAAAUCGUGGACGACGACGUCAGAGACGCGGUCGUGGUGGAGCUGAUUGAGACGGAGGUUGAGAUUGAGGUCGAGGACGUGGACCCAGUGGUGGUGGUGGUGGUUGUUGAGGUAGCUGACGAACUAUCUGUGAAGGUCGCUGUCGAGCUCUCUGUAAAGGUAGCUGUCGAGCUAUCUGUGAAGGUCGCUGUCGAGCUCUCUGUAAAGGUAGCUGUCGAGCUGGCUGUGGAGGUAGCUGUCGAGGUAUCUUUGAACGUGGUGGACGAGGUUCCGGCACUGCAGUCAGACGGAGUAUUGCAAUUCUUGCUGUUCUUGAAGCAGACCUCCACCUUCGACUGCCUUCUCAUCUAG
Molecule: messenger RNA, 672 nt
Organism: Symbiodinium necroappetens
Lineage: Eukaryota; Dinophyceae; Suessiales; Symbiodiniaceae
Source: the annotation of a GenBank genome assembly